Suillus subalutaceus is the source of this 1092-nucleotide messenger RNA. RefSeq lists its product as uncharacterized. Bases 1 to 1092 code for a protein of 363 amino acids. The record is from RefSeq and is a predicted model, not a curated record. Lineage: Eukaryota; Fungi; Basidiomycota; Agaricomycetes; Boletales; Suillaceae. The transcript has 6 exons.
AUGAGAAAGAAGGACCCUCCACCCCCUCCUAUUCACGAUGUCCACUGGUCCGUGGAUAUGACAUGGACCUUGCUGUCAGAGGUCGAGAAAGACGAGAACAGGCUUGUUUUACUGGGGAAGCGGGAUAAGAAGGAAAAUACAUCUGGUGAUAGCAAGAUUACUGUGUUUCAACGUAUUGGAUCUGUCGUGCUGCAAGACAGCUACAAGCUCAACCCAACGGCAACAGGCAAAGCAGUCAAGCGCAAGUAUGAUCAUACGGAAAACUCUGAUGCAGAUGGCAACAAUUCCGACAAUGAGUUUUUUGAAUAUUAUGUUCCUGCUGACGGUCCAAAUUCAACGACCACUGCAGAUGCACAAAGUAUCUGGGAUGAAAUUAUCCAGAAAUUCCCGUUCUUUCCCGUCCUUCACCGCAUCCUCCUGUCCCGGCCAAAUGUGACUCCCAUUGCUGUCACCACAGGCGUCGGUCCACGGGGCAAGAAGACUCUGCAUUAUCAGGCUCCCAGUGAUAGUGAGGACGACAACUCUGCCCCGCCACUCACGCCAGUUCAGCGCCAGCAGAUGCAGUGUCUCCACGACAUUCUUACAGUGGCGGCUCCUGCAACCCAUCAUCCAUCUCCUUCAUUCGAGCAAUUUCAUGAUUCACCCUUUGACGAAGACACCUGGGCUGGUGACAAUAAGAAGGAAAAUACUCCACUACCAUCUCCACCUGUCGCUACACCUGCCGGGUGCCCACCAAAAUCCUCAGCACUGUCUCCGGAUAUUCUGGACAAGGCAAAGCAGCGCAUCGCAAAAAUUCCGAAGAAGCGAAGCAUGGAUGAGAUGUUGAAUAUCGAGCAUUUUCUAAUUCAAGUGACCCUUAGGAAAAGCAUGGAUGCCAUCAAUUCUCGUGCCGAUGCUGAGAUGCAUCUCAAGAGCCGUGACCUCCUUCUUCGAGAGUUCAGUGCUGGUAUCUGGUCAGUCGAGGAGUAUCGAGAGAAGCUGAAUACAUUGGAGAACAAUUCUGCUAAUUCUCAACCUGAACCUCAAUCUCGACCUCCAAAACGAGUGCGCUACUCUCCUGACUGGGAUGAAUUUGACGAAAAUGAUUCCUAA